AUGACCGGAGCUAGUUGGCUAGGUCUGUUGUACCAGAGACGUGGUACAUGUAGCAAAGAGGUGACCAUGACACUCAGAGGCUUGCGCCUCGAAUUAGUCACCCAGACGCAGAUUGAUAUCCAGCUCUCUCCGGCUCUUACAAAUCUGCCCGGCUCGGUCACCGCCGUUUCCGGCGAUUCCGCUAUUGCCAGCACUAACGGUUACCUGGGGGGGGCUAGUAAUAUUGGUUCGCCACCUUGGGUUAGUCUGUCUUCCGGCAUGUCGGCCUGCCUGCCGUCCAGCGUGAUGGGAGUGGCCUCUGCUCCCAAUGAACUGGCUUCCGUAUCAACCAGCAAUUCACCUCUAUCUGGAUUCGGGCAAAUACAGCACCAACAGUUACAGCAGCAGCUUCAAGUACAGCAUGCCAACCCACCGGUGACUCCAGAAAUUCAGGUCUACAAAAAACGCUAUGGCUCUGAGAUCCUAUGUGCCGCUAUGUGGGGAGUAAACCUUCUUUUAGGACUAGACACUGGUUUAUCUCUUCUUGAUCGAAGUGGCGAAGGAAAAGGUAUUUUGCUCUUCUUUAUGGCCUGA
Protopolystoma xenopodis is the source of this 573-nucleotide messenger RNA. The record is from the annotation of a GenBank genome assembly. NCBI's taxonomy places the organism in Eukaryota, Metazoa, Platyhelminthes, Monogenea, Polystomatidea, Polystomatidae.